AUGCUGACACCGGAGCCAGAAAGGACUGGCAACGAGUGGGACAGCCCUAGCACAGCGAUAGAUGACGAUGUCUUCCCAGGACCUCAAUCGACACAGGCUGCCUUUGAUGUGCUCGAGGCGAUAGCAGAGGAUCCUGCAGGGGCUGCUGCUCUGGAAGAGGAUGAGCAGGUCGUGGCAACGAUGCUGUCACUAGUGCAAAGGCCUGCGAGCAUCUCCAUUCGAGGACGCGCAGCUGCAUUGCUUGCUGAGGUCAAUGCAGAGACGUGUUACAGGCCCUUCGUGCAGGAGUGGCUGCCAUCGGGAGGCUAA
Messenger RNA from Coccomyxa subellipsoidea C-169, 309 nucleotides. RefSeq lists its product as hypothetical. Lineage: Eukaryota; Viridiplantae; Chlorophyta; Trebouxiophyceae; Coccomyxaceae. The record is from RefSeq and is a predicted model, not a curated record. The transcript is spliced from 3 exons. Bases 1 to 309 code for a protein of 102 amino acids.